UUGUGAUAUCAAGACAUCCGCUGUGUUUACAUGCCGUCUGACUGAGAAGUUGAUUGUACCAGCUGUGGGGAUCGGAUCUUGAAAUGGAUUGUAUUGGUCGAAUCACAAGAAUCGCAGCUUUCCAAAGAUAUGGAAAUAUAACCAGUUUUGUAAACAACAAUGUUUGAGACCUUUUCGACUCGGCUCGCCUCUCCCCUGGUUUCUGGAGGAAGGAGCUCAUCUACCUUCAGUCCACCAAGGUCACUAUGUUCUCUGUGCUUUCCCUGCUUCUACUGACAGGAGCACACAGCGCGACGGCAAGGCUUCACUCUCUGAAGUUUUUCUACACUGCGUCGUCUCAAGUCCCAAACUUUCCAGAGUUUGUUGGUGUUGGUUUGGUUGAUGAUGUUCAGAUUGAAUACUAUGACAGCAACACAAUGAAAGCAGAACCCAAACAGGACUGGAUGUUAAAGGCAAAUGAUGCACAGUUCUGGAAGAGGGAGACUAGGAACUAUUUCCGUGCACAGCAGGACUUCAAAAACGACAUUGAAAUCUUAAAGGAACGCUUCAACCAAACUGGAGGUGUUCACGUUUACCAGUGGAUGUACGGAUGUGAAUGGGACGAUGAGACUGGAGAAGUUAAUAGUUUUAAUCAGGAGGGUUAUGAUGGAGAAGACUUCAUAUCAUUGGACGUGGAGACAGAGACGUGGAUCGCUCCAACUCCAAAGAGUGUCAUGACAAAACUGAGUAGGGAUCAGGAUAAAGUUGGACUAGAAUUGAAUAAGUAUUACUACACACAGCUGUGUCCUUCCUUUCUGAAGAUGUUCCUGGAGCAGGGGAGGAGCUCUCUGCUGAGAACAGAGCUUCCCAGGAUUUCUCUCCUCCAGAAGUCUCCCUCCUCUCCAGUCACCUGCCACGCUACAGGUUUCUUCCCCGACAGCGCCAUGUUGUUCUGGAGGAAAGACGGGGAGGAUCUUCAUGAGGACGUGUACCGUGGAGAGGUUCUCCCCAACCAUGACGGGACCUUCCAGAUGAGCGCUGAGCUGAAGGUUUCCUCCAUCUCCCCUGAGGACUGGAGGAGGUACGACUGUGUGUUCCACAUCUCUGGUGUGAAGGAGGACAUCGUCACCAAACUGGACAAAGACUCAGUCCAGUCCAACAGAGAGAAGCCCAUCAGCGUGACCACCAUCAUCAUCAUCAUCAUCGUUCUCGCUGUCACUCUCGCUGUCGCUCUCGCUGUCAUUGGAGUCAUCGUGUACAAGAGGAAGAAAGCCCAAAGUACCUCACCUGCCCAAAGUACCUCACCUGCUGAAACAGAUCCAGGUGCCUUACAGCCGCUGAAUUCUCCAAGAGAGACUCCGUCCUGAAAACAGUUUAUGGACGAGAACUUUCUCUUCCCCAUCGGGUCUAAUGAUCAUUUUGAGAGGACAUUUUCUGAAGGAGAAGCACUUUUCUAAGUCGCUUGCACGGUCCCAUUUUUUAACCAAUAAUAUAUAUAUUAUUGUUUGACGUUAGAUAUAGAUAGAUAUCUGCUUGUGCAGCAAAGUCUUGUGAUUCGCACUGUCUUCAUAUCUUACAGAUAGGAGAUACAGAUUUUGAGUGAGAGCGUUUUGUUCCAGACGUUCUCCAUAGCUCAGAUCUCUCUAGCACAGGUGCGGUCAUUAGUGAGGUACACACCCAGAGGAGGGGGGCCAAAGGGGCAAAGGGGGACAGUGGAAUUCUUUAUGUUAACGAAUUCAGAGGAAUUGAUCAACACCGUAUGUAGUGCAGUGGAGCAGACAGUGAGUCAGAGGUGGUGGGUUCAAGUUCAGGCGAGGCAAGAACUUUAAUACUGCUUUUUUACUGCAUUUUUAAAUAGAAACAUACAGAGUCGCCACCUACUGAUCAGUAUUAAAAUAAAGUGCGAGCGAUCGGUCCCAAAUCGCUUGCACUGAAAAUGAGGUUGUUUUAACUCCACUGUACAUUGUAAGUCAUAAUUAUGAGAUAAUUACUCCAAAAUGUUUACUAAUUAAUCAAACAUGUGAUCAAUAGAUUUGUAUAUAAGAAUUUUUUUUUUUAAGUAAAAUUCUCAAAUGUU
This is a messenger RNA of Limanda limanda (common dab), 2056 nucleotides long. RefSeq names its product major histocompatibility complex class I-related gene protein-like. Bases 246 to 1346 code for a protein of 366 amino acids. Gene Ontology annotation, cellular component: external side of plasma membrane. The record is from RefSeq and is a predicted model, not a curated record. Gene Ontology annotation, biological process: immune response. NCBI's taxonomy places the organism in Eukaryota, Metazoa, Chordata, Actinopteri, Pleuronectiformes, Pleuronectidae. The transcript has 9 exons.